Molecule: messenger RNA, 2116 nt
Organism: Gossypium arboreum
Lineage: Eukaryota; Viridiplantae; Streptophyta; Magnoliopsida; Malvales; Malvaceae
Product: DUF21 domain-containing protein At4g14240-like
Exons: 13
Coding region: 193-1632 (479 amino acids)
Biological process (GO): magnesium ion homeostasis
Cellular component (GO): intracellular membrane-bounded organelle
Source: RefSeq, a predicted model, not a curated record
GCUGUCGUUUCAGUGCACACGUGCUCGCGAGGACACCGUAGCAAAACCUUAAGAUCCAUCACGUGUCUUCACUCAAUUCACGGACUUGCUUGGUCAGUAUAUUACACAGACCUCAAAAGAAGCAGAAGAAAGCAACCUUUGUCUCUCAUUCUCUUUCUUGGACUCCUGUAAUUGAAAGUUGAAAAAGCCACGAUGCAUCCGAUAAAUGCGGUUUUGGCGGCGAGGAUGCUAUUUAACACGGCGGCCUCGGUCAGUGAAUCCGUCGGAGAAGGGAUUCCGUUCGGAUCUCCAUGGUGGUUUAUCUACGCCGGGAUUUCUUGUUUUUUAGUACUUUUCGCGGGGAUGAUGUCGGGUCUCACCCUCGGACUGAUGUCGCUUGGUCUCGUCGAACUCGAAAUUCUUCAACGGAGCGGCACUUCCACCGAGAAAAAACAAGCAGCUGCUAUUUUGCCGGUAGUUCAAAAACAGCAUCAGCUUUUGGUGACUUUGCUUCUUUGCAAUGCUGCUGCUAUGGAGGCCCUCCCUAUAUACUUGGAUAAGCUUUUCAAUCAAUAUGUGGCUAUCAUACUUUCUGUGACUUUUGUUCUAGCUUUUGGUGAGGUUAUUCCACAAGCAAUAUGCACUAGAUAUGGACUUGCUGUAGGUGCAAACCUUGCAGGUCUUGUGUGGAUUUUAAUGAUUAUUUGCUAUCCAAUAGCUUAUCCCAUUGGAAAGGUUCUGGAUUGGGUACUGGGGCAUAAUGAAGCACUAUUUAGGCGCGCUCAACUAAAAGCCCUUGUCUCCAUCCAUAGCCAGGAGGCUGGAAAAGGAGGUGAGCUCACACAUGAUGAAACAACAAUUAUUAGUGGAGCACUAGAUUUGACUGAAAAGACUGCUGAGGAGGCUAUGACACCUAUAGAAUCAACUUUCUCUUUAGAUGUCAAUUCAAAGUUGGACUGGGAGGCAAUGGGUAAGAUCCUCGCUCGUGGUCAUAGCCGAGUCCCUGUCUACUCAGGGAAUCCCAAAAAUAUUAUUGGACUUCUGCUGGUGAAAAGCCUUCUCACUGUACGCCCUGAAACUGAGACACCUGUCAGUGCUGUUUCCAUCCGAAGAAUUCCAAGGGUUCCAGCUGAUAUGCCUCUCUAUGAUAUUCUGAAUGAGUUUCAAAAGGGCAGCAGUCAUAUGGCAGCUGUUGUGAAGGCUAAAGGAAAAAAUAAGAACCUUCCUCCAACUGUUGACGGACUGAAGUCUGAAGAAAACAAAGUCUCCAGUGCAGAUACCCAGCUGACUACUCCUCUGUUAUCUAAGCUGGAUGAGAAGCCAGAGAGCAUUGUAGUUGACGUUGAUAAGUUGUCAAGACCUACCAAUACAAGCAGGCUAGAUGCUGUAACAAAUGGAUUGUCUGUCACAUCAGAGGACAUUGAAGAUGGUGAAGUGAUUGGUAUUAUCACCCUAGAAGAUGUUUUCGAAGAAUUAUUGCAGGAGGAGAUAGUGGAUGAAACUGAUGAAUAUGUUGACGUGCAUAAAAGAAUCCGUGUUGCUGCAGCUGCAGCUGCUUCAUCAGUGGCACGUGCACCAUCGAGUAGGAGGCUAACUGGUCAGAAGGGAGUGGGGGUCCAAAGCAAAGGUCAAGCCACGAAGAAACCUGCCUAGGAUGGUUCACUCUACUAGGUUUCAAGGUACACCUGCUGAGAGAAAAAGAGAUGAAACAAGUAUAUAAUUGUUCGGAUUAAUGCCAGCGAUGAGGGGUGGGUUCAUUGACAUGAUUCCUUUGUGUCGUGAUGAUUUUUUUCCCUUGUGCAUAAUGGCUUUCUCUCUCUAUAUAUAAGGAAGAAUGUGAUUAAAACUUCCAAACAUAUUAUAUUUUUCAUUUUGGGUCAAGAAAUAUGGAAUUGAACCAUGAUUUUGUGGGGAUAGAUUUGGUUCAAAUUUUUGGUGUAACUUUCCUCUUGAAAUAAACAAUUAGUUAACUAGCCUACAGCUGGGGAAUGGAAACUAGAUUAGAUCGGGAAAACCCCAUUGAAUGCAGCUUUGUUAUCAUCUCUGUAUUUCAAUUCGUGAACUGCUUCUUCAAGCCAUAAAAUUAUCUAUUUGAAUUUUCUGCUUUGCCUGAACCAAGUUGAUGGCAGUGGUAAAA